CUCUGAGUUUAAGCAUUCUAAAUAAUAUAAAAAAUGGCUCCAGUUGUUAAUGGCACUGUACCUCCAAUGGUUGGAAAGCAAGAAAUAACUACAGUAUUUGUAGGUAACAUAACAGAUAAAGCUUCAGACACACUGAUUAGGCAGAUUCUGAUGAAAUGUGGAUAUAUUGUAAGUUGGAAACGUGUACAAGGGGCUUCCGGUCGCUUGCAAGCCUUUGGAUUUUGCGAGUACGCAGAACCUGAAUCUGGAUUAAGAGCUAUGCGAUUGCUUAGUGGGUUUCAAGUGGGUGAUAAAAAAUUACUGGUAAAAGUAGAUUCCAAGACAAGAGAGCAACUUGACCGUUACAAAGAACAAAAGAAAAUUGAAAAGGAAGUUUUAACUGGUGCAAGUCUUAGUGAUUAUGAUAUUGAAAAGGAUGACGUAACCACAAAACAAGAUAAACUGCUUGCACAAGAAAUUGAUAAACUUCUAAGAGAUAACAUGUCUGAGUUAGACAGUGGUAUUUUACAGACUUUUAAGAAAACACACAGCGGCAAUGCAGAAAAUCUGGAGGGAUUAGACAUGAACGAUGACACGAAAAAUCUUGUUGCAAAGGAGAUUAGAGGUUUUCGAGAAACCUAUAAGGAGGACGAGAAGAAAAGGGAGAGAGAAAAAGAACGCGAAAGAGAUCGCGAGAGAGAACGAGACAGAGAUAGACAUCGUGACAGAAGCAAGGAGCGCGAUAGAGAUUACGAAAAAGACAGACAACGCGAACGCGAGAGGGAACGCGAACGGGAGAGAGAAAAAGAACGCGAGCGUGAAAGAGAAAAAAAGCGUCGGGAACGAGAAGAACGUGAAGAGAGGGAACGGAGAAGGGAAGGAAGCGAUUCAGAAGCAGGUCGCCGCGGCACACCUAUAAGAUCACGGCGAUCAAGAUCGAGGUCUCGAGAUAGAACAGUGGAAGCAGACGAUGAUGCCUAUGAAAGCAGGAGACUCGAUCGCAUAAGAAAAGAAAAAGAAAUUUUAUAUAUGGAGAAAGUGAAGGAGUGGGAAGCACGAGAGCGAAAGAAAGCGCGUGAUUAUGAGAAGCAGUUCACAAAAGAGGAGAGGAAGCGUAGCGACGAAGAGGAAGAAAAACACAGACUACUAGAGUUUCUCGAAGACUACGACGAUGAUAGAGAUGACGUGAAAUACUACAAAGGAAGUGCGUUCGCCCGUCGAAUGCGCGAUCGUGAGUUGGAGAUACAAGCUGAUGCACGUGAUAAACAGCGCGAAAUGGAAGAGAUCGAGGAAGUGUUAAGAAAAAAAUUAAAUGGCGAAAUCGUCGAACCAGUACAAACAACAGCAACAAAAAUACAUGACAACAAAGAAAAUGAAGCUCCGUCUCCUGAAAAGGAGCAAGCCACCAAUCCUAACCUUCGACCUGCAUUCUCUUCAGUUCAGAGCGACGCGUCUUCUCCGGCUCAAGCGCAGUCAAGUCCAAGCCCUGAACCAAGUCCCGAACAGCCAAUACCGGAACAGAAGCCUGCGAUUUUGAAACGUGAGCACAGCAACGAGAACCCAUCUAUAGAGGCGCCGUCGAAAAAAUUCGGCUUUGGAAUGAAAAUGAAUACCAGUGUGGCGAAUAAAAACAAACUUGGAACCGUGUUUAAUGCGAAUGACGAUGAGGUAAAUAGCCAAGAGGAACCAAAGAAAAAAUUAACCCGAUUAGAUGACGAUACGGAUAAAAAAGAACCCACUGUGGAAGAUAAACGGAAACUAAUUAAAAAUCUCAUCGAUAAAAUACCCACGGUUAAAGAAGAGUUAUUUUUAUAUCCACUUCGCUGGGAUAUUGUGGAUCCGAGUCUUGUCGAGAAGCGAAUCAAACCCUGGGUGAACAAGAAAAUAUUUGAAUAUAUUGGUGAGGAAGAACAAACAUUGGUGGAUUUUAUAUGCAGUAAGGUGUUAAGUAAAAGCAACGCGAAGAACAUUCUAGAAGAUGUCGCUAUGGUAUUAGAUGAAGAAUCCGAAGUGUUUGUGGUUAAGAUGUGGCGUCUGCUCAUCUACGAAACAGAAGCGAAAAAUCUGGGUCUGGUGAAGUAAGAUCGUCUCGAGGAUCGAAUUGUCGUGUUGUCAUGUAAGCUGGAUGUCUUCAACUCACUGCAUCAUCUGUCUGGCUCUGAUUCGCGUAAACUUGUUCUAUAUGAACCAUUGAAUACAGUAAAGUAAAGGACAUCAAGUGUUGUAAAUUAUAUAAUUUUACGAAACAAUUUUUAACAAAAUUUCACAUAAA
Molecule: messenger RNA, 2251 nt
Organism: Hydractinia symbiolongicarpus
Lineage: Eukaryota; Metazoa; Cnidaria; Hydrozoa; Anthoathecata; Hydractiniidae
Product: RNA-binding protein 25-like
Exons: 16
Coding region: 34-2061 (675 amino acids)
Biological process (GO): mRNA processing; regulation of alternative mRNA splicing, via spliceosome
Cellular component (GO): spliceosomal complex
Molecular function (GO): mRNA binding
Source: RefSeq, a predicted model, not a curated record